GUGGCCGGCCGCCUCCCCUCGCCUCCCCCCUGCUUGGACCCCGGCCAGCGCCUCCGGGACCGUCCCGGGCAAGUGCGCACUUGCGGACUUGGCGCGUCGUCCGUGCGGGCAGGGCAGGGCAGGGCGGGCGGGCUCCUGGCCAGGCCAGGGGGCCGGGGACUCAGAGUUUCCACCCUCCCCUCUUCCCCCGGAGCCGGGAGGGGCGGGUGGGGCGUGUCUGGCCGGACUCAAGGCCCAGCACCAUGGACGUGUGGGGCAUCCUGGGGCUCACGGCUCUGUGCCUUCUGCUGCGCGUUCGAGGUCAAGGAGACUUUGACCUCGCAGACGCCCUCGAUGACCAUGACUCGGACCCCACCAAGAAGCCCAGCUCAGGCCUGUACCCCAACCUGCCCAAGCCGCAGCCCGACCGGCCGGACACCAGCGGGAACAUCUACCCCCCGCCCCGGCCGGCCCCCGCGCGCCCGCAGCCCGGAGGCUCUGACGGAGGCGGUUACCAUAAUGACGCCCGUGACGACGGCCGCUACCCGCCCAGGCCCAGGCCCCCGGCAGCGGGCGGCUUUGGCGGUGGCGGCGGCGGGAGCCACAACCCCGGGUACGACGGCUACGGGAACACGCACGGAGGCGGGCGCCACAGACCCAACCCGCACGGCAGCAGCUACGGGAACGGAUACUCCACCUACGGCGACCAGCACGGCGGCAACACGGUGGCCAAGGUCGUGUCUCCGAUCGUCUCCAUGGUGGUGGUGACGCUGGUGGGAGCCGCCGUCGGCUACUACAACAGGAGGGGAAACUGCUGCCGCAGGAACCACGCCCCCGAGACCGUCUGAGCUCCGCAGAGCCCGGGGGGGGCCGCCCACCCGGACCCCUCCCACCCGCCUCCCUCGCCUGCCGUCUCCUCCCCGUCCACCCCCGGGCAAGACGGGCGCCCACGGGACAGACGGACACAGGCAGAGCCUGGAAGAGUUUGGCUGCCCAGCACCUGCUGCGUGUGCCCCAGGACCCUGGACGCUGCUUCCGACAGGCAGAGACGCAGGAUUGGAAACCGGAGCGGUUCCGCGGGGGAUGGAUGGGGCAUUGCCUGCCUGUCUGUCUGUCUGUCUGUCUGUCUGUCUGU
Sorex araneus (European shrew) is the source of this 1114-nucleotide messenger RNA. It is a transcript of the gene XG, whose product is annotated as Xg glycoprotein (Xg blood group). Gene Ontology annotation, biological process: homotypic cell-cell adhesion; T cell extravasation; positive regulation of neutrophil extravasation. Bases 243 to 827 code for a protein of 194 amino acids. NCBI's taxonomy places the organism in Eukaryota, Metazoa, Chordata, Mammalia, Eulipotyphla, Soricidae. The transcript has 11 exons. The record is from RefSeq and is a predicted model, not a curated record.